Pieris brassicae (large cabbage white) is the source of this 6508-nucleotide messenger RNA. RefSeq lists its product as uncharacterized. The coding region runs from base 176 to 2200 and encodes 674 amino acids. NCBI's taxonomy places the organism in Eukaryota, Metazoa, Arthropoda, Insecta, Lepidoptera, Pieridae. The record is from RefSeq and is a predicted model, not a curated record. The transcript is spliced from 12 exons. Gene Ontology annotation, cellular component: nucleus.
AUUAAUUCUACAACAAAGCUUUUCGAUAAAAAGAUAUUUGUGUACAAAAUACUGCCAAAAAUAAUCACAUUAUACUAUCCGACAUUGCUCUUGUAUAAGUGGAAUUUUUUUGGGACCAAUGACCCUAUUGCAUUUGACUUAUGUAUGUAGUAUUAGGUUGUAAAAUGUUCCCAGUAUGUCUUAUAUGAGUGCUUCAGAAAAUGUGGGUUUCAGUGGUAUUCCCCAAAAUAUAUCAGAAACAAGUUGUGCGAGUCAAUAUAAAAUGGCAGUUGAAAGUGUUCCUGGAACAUGUAACAGUAAUGUGAAUAUGUAUAUUAAUGACAGCUCAGGAGAUGAGCAAGCAUACAUACCACAUUUAUCAGAAAGCUUCUUUCAUUCAAAAUUUAAGAUUGAUCCUAAUGAUUUGUAUACAUUUCAUGAUUCAGAUGUUAUAGCUGGUGAAAUUACUGUUAGUAACACAGAAGAAAAUGUGACUCUGUCUGAUACUGAAGGGAAAGCUAUACCCUUGGAAAGCCCAAUUAAGGAGCUUGAUCUUUUAGAAGGUUUAAAUAACGGUGAAAUAAAACAACCUGUUUUAAAUGGUCACUGUAGGAUCAAUGAAAUUAACAAGGCAGUAGAUAAAAAGACAGUUAAUGCCAAAGUGAAAAAAGUUCAGGCUCAAGACAAUUGUGUCAAUCAGCCGAAGAUAACUAUUAUUCAUCAUCAAGGUCUUCCAAGCCCUAAGGGGCAACCACCGACAAACAAAGCCUUACAGCAUAACAGUAAUGUUUCUAAUGAUAAAGCCCAGAAUGUAACUGCAAAAGCAGGAGGGGAAACAUUUUUGGAUGUUUUUAAACGAGAGCAAAUUUUGUCUGACAGCCAAGUAGCAGUUAACAAGACUGAACCUUAUAUUGCACCUGUUAAAAUUUCCACUCCCGCUCCAAAAAAAACUACAGCUAAGCCAUCAACCAAGGCGAAAAAAGGUAGAGGGCCUAUACAGCAUGAGGCGUUGCAACGGAUAUCCCCUCACCACAGAGUAAUAAUACAGCCAAUAAAAAACUGGCACUCACCAGACGAGGAGUUGUUCGAAUGUGGCCCUCUAGAUAUUCAAAAUACAAACCCAUAUAAACUCUUAGAAAGCAGUAGCGAUGAUGACAUAAUGCCUGAUUAUGAGAGUGGGUCGGGACCUGUCUGUGUGGAAGAAAGUGCGGCAGAGUCUCGAAGCGCUAGACUAGACCUGCGUAGGGCUGCGAUGAGAAGACAGGUGUCUCGGACGGCUACGGCUCUGCACUUGACCAAAAAGCAUGAUGGUCAUAGAGCAUUGGCAGCCCUUAUAAAGAGACAACUAAAUGGAGCAAGCUCUUGUCGUCUUCCUCAACAGACGAUGAAUCACCUUUUGGCGAUGCGCGGAAUGACUGGAACAUUAUCUUUACAAGAGAGACGGACGCUGAGAGCAAGCGGCUGGUCGGGGUGCGACAGCAGUAAAUUAGACUCGAACGCAACGAGCAUGUGUGCUGAGGAAAAAUGCACUUUAACGCCAUUACCGUGCGCUCGGUAUUGCUUAGCACACAUCACGUUGGCGCCGGAACAGCGGCUGUAUGCAGCGUGUGCAGCAGUCUUCGCGGGCGGCGAGCGCUGCAAACAGCCGCUUUUGCCGCUGCACGAGCAGACGCCUUUGUGUCUGGAGCAUGCUUGGAAGAGGGAUAAUUACGAGCUCCUCAGUCGCGAAAAGCCCCAAAAGAGCCGCAAGCGGGCGUGUCCGUUGGGCAGCGCUGUGCGUCCGCCGCGACCGCCGCGCAAACCCAAGCGGAGACGCCGACUAGUGGCCAAAAGACACCCGCCCGUGCAUACGCAGUCUUUGUCAGAAAUAAAUGCCUACUCAAAUUCGUCGGCGUACGACAGUGAGGACACGGGAAUUGGUGGGCUGAGUGAGAGCGAGUAUAUUGGUGGAACUGCAACUGAACUAGAAGUCGGUCAAGUGCCCCCGGAUGACAUCCUGGACCCGAGCGUCUUGAGCCAGAUGCCGGAUGAAGCGUUCACGGAGUUUUUUAAUCAAGCGGAGGGGGGAACGUUCGCGGAGAGCUGCGAACUAGCGGCCGCAUUAGAGGCCGUGCUGGACGAGCGCGCGCUCGAUAUGAGCGAAGUGUUCACAAAUUCACCUGUACCGGCUAAUAAGAUGCAAGUUGCCGUAAGUAUGGAGUCGUCGUCCGCGCCCUCAUAACACAUAUACGCUUAUGUUAACUGUAAUAAUAAUGUGUUUAGGAACAAACUCGUUUUGAAUUAUGCUUUAAUUUUGUGUGUUAGUGAAUUGUAGCGUGUAACUGUCGUUGUCGUUUUUUUUUUUCUUCAAUUUGGUCAACUUAAACGAAUAAAUGUCAUACUUUUAAUAUUUAUUCUGACGUCAGUUGUGCUCCUAUUACUUUUGCUGAUUUUUCUGAUUAAAAAUUUGCAUCGCGCGAUUUGUCGGUCACGGAUGACUUCCGUUUAAUUGUGUAAAAGCUGCAAAUUUAUAAAAAAAGCAAGUAUAAUUGAUAAACGCGAGUAUGAAUCAGUUUUUUCAAGUGCUGUUGGUCUUCUCCCGAAUUAAUUUAAGUAAAUGAAUCUUUCAAAAAUGUGUCUACUCAAAAAUCUAAUUAAAUUUUGGGUUUUUACUUAUGUCUAAUAUCCUAGUAGACACGGCGAACACACAUAAUCAUAGGAUACAAAAAUAUGUCUGGUAUGGAUAUUUGAACAGGUUAAUUAGAUUUUUGUGUUUUCAAAGGCGGUCCACGCGUUGAUAAUAUAACCAUUUCUUCGUAUUGAAAGAUUUUACAUUAAGUUAGAUAUAGUACAGACUGAACCAUGAGUUUGGCAAAAUAAACACUUUAUCUGGACUUGACAGGUUACACCUGUGGCGUUACAACCCUCGGUCGACCCUCAAAUUUCAGUGUCGCCUUUAUUUUUCUUAUAGGCAAGUGGGCAAUUCGCCUACUAUGCCUAACACACAAUUUUGAAGUCCAUUGAUAUAAUACAUGUGUCAAAAACGUUUUGACAUUCCGAAGUCUUCGCGUUUUUUUGCUUCGCCUUCGCGAGAAUCAUUGCGCAUUCAUGACUCGAACUCACGACCCCAGGCUUGGGUGCCUAAUGCCCGCCUUGUGUGCUUCCACCAAAGCGGAGACCCCAUGUAUGAAAAUCAUCGUAAUGAGAAUGGCGGCGUUCCGCUCGCAGUGAGAGGUGGAUAUAACUAGGCCAAACUAGCUCGUGGUGACGUUAAAUAAAUAAAUAUGUGCUAUUUACUUAAUGUCGACGUCUUAAUUGAUAUACAGAUUCGGUAUUGACCGGGCUGUUAACUAUUCUAAUAAAUUAACGAUUAUUUUCCAAACAAACCUUAGUCAGUCAGUCUUUUGUCAAACUCAUAGUUGAGCAACAUAUUUGUAAAAUUAAACAUAAGUUGUAAAUAUUCACAAUGAAGUACAGUUCCCGUCAAACAAUUUUCAAUUGCCCGUUUUGUGUUUGACCACGCGUGACUAACGGUGCGUUAGGCUUUGAAGCUGUCAAUCACGGGUGACCGACGAUGUCGUUUAAAGCGCCAUCUAUGGAAUAGAAACUGUAUUUCAUUUUUAUUGUUGGUCACAAUUUUCUAAAACCGAGAACAGUAUUAAAGGGUUUCUGGUUGCAUUUGAUAUUCGAUCAAAGUAAGAUAAUUAAUGGUUCGGUAAUUGGGUUUUAUUCUUCAUAAUAAACAUAGUAUAUGUGACUCUUAAUGCACAAUACAAAAUGUUUCGUUUGAAUACAAUUAGACAGUCAAAAAUUUUGAAAAAAAAAUCGAGUCGAAAAAAGUAGCAAUGUCAUUUUUUUGUUAAUUCUGAUCGUUUCGUACGUUGCUAAACUUCUCGUAAUUGAUGGAAUUUUGAACAUUGUUUUUGUACUGGAUAUAGCAUAAGGGACAAUAAUAUAUUUUCUAAUAUAAAAUAAUAACAGAAAGAUUGCAGUUUUUAGAGUAAACUAAUUUACAAUUUUUUUCCCCUUUAACUGUGUUGCCCUACUGUAGUGGGUAAGUAUAACGAAUAUUCUCAAAUCUACCUUAGUACAAUAGUAUAAAUUCCCGUAGAUCAAAUGUUCCUACUUAGAUUGUGAUUAUUGGCGAUAUAACAAUAAUAGGUUAAAAUUCCUGUGAAUAUUAAUUUAAUUCGAACGUGAUUUUUAUUUUCAUUAAGUGUAUAAUUUUUUUUUUCUUUAAUUGUUAGAGUUUCAAAAUGUAUGGUCAUAAUGAUAUUUUAUAGCUCUGCAAUUGAAUUUAGGCAUUUAUCGUCAUAGGACAGGUCUCUGUUGGUUAUGGUUAUGUAGGCUAUGCCUUCAAAAAUCUACAUGAUCGCAUCUUAGAGGUCCUUAGGGUCACGGAGUUUUGGUAUGGAAUUAAAUAUUCCAUAAUCGUAAUUACAUAAGAAAAAAAACAUUUUUUUGUGAUCACGUGUGUUUGGCUCUUCGGACGUAACGAUGCGCAAUAAUCAAAGGACAGUGCUAUACGAAAAAUCUAUUAUAUAAAUAAAUGCAUACUUAUAAUCCCUAUUUAAUUAUCAUGUUUGGGGGUGAGAUUUAUGUUCGUAACUAUUACAACACUAACUUACAAAAAUAUAGUGCUCGCUACUCCGGAGAAACUAAAGAGAAAAAAUCCGUAUUCGUUGUUCAAUAGGUUAAAUAAACGGUUAUUAGAUAGUUGACAUUGUGAGCGUUUUAAGAACUGUGCAAAGUUAUUAUAUAUUAAUAACUAAAUAAAAAUAAUAUAUUAAUCGAUUUUUCAUGUUCAAUUUGAUCUAGCAUCGACUGCCAACUGCCAAAGAGUAAUUUCUUUUGACAACUGUCAUAGAGCUAUUUCCUCUGACAACUGUCGUGUGAAUAGAAUAAUGCCCUGAGCACAGAACAUUGAAUUUAGUAGUCUGUGCUUUCUAAUGUUGUCAUAACAACAUUUAUAACUUUACACUGAGAAUAUUUGCGCAUUUACCGUCUACCGAAACAAUUGAAUGUUGUUCGUUUGUUCUAUAAAGUGGCGCCUUCGUAGUAAAAAUCCUUGUGAUCAUAAAUUUUGGCAUUAUGCGUUGGAAUUUCCCGCCUCGUGAAACAUGUAUGCGCUUAUCUUCAGGGGUAUUUAUAUAAUCAUCAAUUAUGUUGAGAGGGGAAGAACCAAUAGAGUGGAGACAAAUAAUUUUACAGUCUACAUUGGUUUUAAUAUAAAAUAAUUAACACACACAGUUAAUAACUCUAUUUGUUCAUCCCGGUACAGUUAGAUAUGGCUAGUUAUUUAUUUGUACUUUUGUAGACGAAUUGGUAUUGACUGCGCUUAGGGAGAUUAUAGUAUAAGAUACUGCACCUUAGCUUAAGUAGAGAUAAGAGGCUUCGACUUAUCUGAAAAUUACUAUUUUAACCGGAUUGCAUAUGUAAAAUUAGUUUAAAUAUCAUUACUAAAGCAACGUUUUGGAGAAGCGUUUAAUAGUGCAUAUCUCCAUCCAUAGAUGGCGUUAAACUAACGUUGCAUUAUAUACAUUUUUUCAAAAAUGAACGUUAAUAUUUAAUGGCCCUGUAAAUAACUGUAGUUCCGUAUGUUAUACGUUUCAUAACGUCCAUGGUGACGCAGUAUUGUGCGGCCCGUAAGGUGUUAGAAUAUUGUUGCUAGUGUGAGUAAUGUUUCUAAAAGUAUUCAUUUAAAGAUUUAGUUUAGGAUCACUCGAUCUAAUUUCUAUGGAUUGUAAAUCGAUGUAAGCUUCUAAGCAUUUUUGGAUUUUGUCAAUUCAAAUCUAUACUCUUUGAUUCCAAAUACGUGUUAAAAUUUGUAAUUGUAAUCCAAAUUAAAUUGGUCUCAAUAAUUUUCGCUCCAAGAACAAGAAUGUUACAGAAAACAACUACCUCUAUAAAUGCCUGAUGUUCACGCGUCCAUGUGAUAUUGGUAAUAAACUGUGAAAAAUACUAUUGUACGCUAAAUUUUUUGUUUCUUUUGUCAGUUCAACCCCAUAUCUGAAAUAUAUCAAAUGACGCCAUCUAGUGAGCAGUCGCAAAUGUUUAUAAAUGCUGUCCCCCAUGUCUGAUUUCCUUUCCUCUCUGCUUAAUUCUCAUUAUUACCGAAUAAAAUCACGAUUGAGACCUUCAAACUGGCUUCGAUUAGAUUGCGUACGGAUUGUGUUAUUAGUAGGAUUUGCGAACCCACCGACAUAUAUAACAAUCGGUUUAAAAUAAAACACAUUGUAAUUGAUAUUUAUUUAUUUCACCACAGAACAUAACGCUCUGUCCACAGUGUAAAUAGUUUAGUGAGCACUCGGGUAUAUACUGUAUAGUAUAUGUAACAUGUAACAUAUUUUUAUAUACUUUUUACCUUCGUAGUUUCCAAUCGCAGUAGGCUUAAUCUAAUUUGACAAUGUGUUUGGUCUCUUUAAUAUAAGUUAGAAUCGUAUAUUUUUGUAAUAAUAGUUAAGGAAGCAUUUUUAGUUUGUAGUACAUUGUACAUUAGCCAGCAUCUGAAUGUAAUUUAUGUGUAGUAAUAAACAUUUAAUGUACAUUU